GGGCACUCACAUUCUCCAGUUGUGGAAACUCUGGCGAAGUCUCCAACUGAAUUAAAGAAAAGGAAAGAGUUUUGUGCAGCGACGAAACCCCAAAAUCCAUGGCCUUGGAACCUUUUGAGUCAUUCAUUCACACGACGAUUUGGGUUGGGCAGAUUGGUGAAGAAGUUAGUUCCAGAGGAUGUGGUGUCUGUCCUGCUUUAAACGUCCUUCCACUAAACAUGAUCCCUCUCAGGAUCGUUUUGAAGCAGAAACUAAUAUAGUUACAGAUAUUUCACUGUAUGAAGAUGUCAUCUUACGUCAGAGAAGAUCAGAAGCUGAUCAGAUUGAAUGGGCCAUUCAAGAUAGCUUCAAGCCCCAAGAAACUACUAGUUGUCGUCAGCGUCAGCGAGAGGAGGAUGAUCAGAUAGCGCUUGGUCUGCAAUACGUGGAAGAAACUGAGCUUGAUAAAUCUGUGGUGGACGAAGAAGAUCAGCAGCUUUCUAAGAUUGUUGAGGAGAGUUUGAAAGAGAAAGGCAAAAGAAAGCAGCAAUCUGGAGAUGAUCAAGCGGAAAUUGACGAACAACAUGCUCUAAUUGUUCAGGAGAGUCUAUACAUGGUGGAGCCUCCUCCUCGACUUGAAGAAGAUAAAAACAUGCCCCCAAUACCUCCGCUGAAUGAAGAUGAGCAACUUCAGAAGGUUAUUUGGGAAAGUUCGAAAGGUAAGGGCCAAAUAGAGCAUUCCAAAGAUCCAGUGGAAGAAGAUGAAAAUCUUCCAAGAGCAGAUCUCAACGUGAACCAUCCUCAUAGCAUAUGUGAUGGCUGCAACUCUGCUAUUGAAUAUGGAAGAUCUGUUAAUGCCUUGGGUGGUAAUUGGCAUCCUAAAUGUUUCUGUUGUCUUUCUUGCGACAAACCAAUCGCUAUGCACGAGUUUCCUGGUAGAGAGUAUAAAAACCAUUCCUUCUGGAAAGAAAAGUACUGCCCUUUUCAUGAAGUUGAUGGAACUCCCAAGUGUUGCAGUUGUGAAAGAUUAGAGCCCUGGGGAACGAAGUAUGUAAUGCUUACUGACAAUCGGUGGCUAUGCGUAAAAUGUAUGGAAUGCGCAGUUAUGGAUACUUAUGAAUGCCAACCUUUGCACUUUGAAAUCCGUGAAUUCUUCGAAAGCUUAAACAUGAAGGUUGAGAAAGAAUUUCCUCUUCUUUUGGUGGAGAAAGAAGCGCUGAAUAAAGCUGAGGUGCAAGAAAAGAUUGACAAUCAGCAUGGGACGGUAACCAGAGGUAUUUGCUUAUCUGAAGAGCAGACUGUCAAUAAUGUCUCAAAAAGGCCAAACAAGGGGCCGAACAACGAGCUAGUAGGCAUUGUUACAGAAUCUCAAAGGGUUAUUGGUGGAUGUGAGGUCACUGCAAUUCUUAUCCUUUAUGGACUUCCUAGGAAUCUUAAGUUAGAGUUUGAAGAAGGCAUAUGUCAAGUGCUAGGCCACAUGUGGUUGGAGUCACAGACAUACUCGACUUCUGCAGCUGCAUCAUCAGCUUCUUCUUCUUCUUCGUCCCACACUCCAGCUGCUAGUGCAUCAAAGAAAGGUGCUCAAUCUGAUUACGAGAAGAAACUGGUGGAGUUUUGCAAGGAUCAGAUAGAAACAGACGAUUCACCGGUCUACGGUGUUGGAUUCAAGAAAGUUUACCAGAUGGUCUCAGACUCCAGCCUCCACAAAAUCCUGAAAAGUAUUCAACACUGGACGAAACCAGAUUCAAAUCUUUGAAGCAGCUAAUAUAGGACACAUCGAAAC
Messenger RNA from Arabidopsis arenosa, 1762 nucleotides. Lineage: Eukaryota; Viridiplantae; Streptophyta; Magnoliopsida; Brassicales; Brassicaceae. The record is from the annotation of a GenBank genome assembly.